CAUAAAAGAGAAAACCGUCACAUGGCGUUCGAAGGGUUGGAUUGGAAGUAGAGUUGCAUGUACGAAACGAAAAAAACGCAACAAAAAUCAAAACAUUCAAUUCAACAACAAAAACAACAGUACCACAGCGACUAGGAUUGGGUGUUGGAAGUCGGAUUAGUGCAUUAUCAACGAAUGCUGGUUGAAAAUCUUCACGCUAGAAAUUGUACAGAGUUUGUUGCUACUGUCAGCCUAGGAGAAGAGGUGAUUAACGCUAGAGCUUGACUUGGUACUUGAGUUGUUUCAGAUGUUCGAACGUACGACGAAACUACUUGAGGCGUAGUUGAUCAAUCAUUGAAGGAAUCAAAAGUGGCAAGUGUGCCCCUUUUUUCGCGAUUGCAGCCCGUAAUGGAAGGCAAAAGUUGGAUUCUUUUGACAAUUGGAUUAGUGUUGCUGAGGCUGGGUAGUGUCUCCAGUGAUGGUGCUUUGAACAAUACGAGUUCUUCGGAUGGAGGUAAUAAAACGGCGUUGAAUGCUACGGUGUCGAAGGUGAUUGAGGCACUGGGGGAAACGGGUUCGUUGCAGCGUGACAGUUUGGACGAUCUGGACCAUGUUAAAAAGAGUCGCAUCUCGGCCCGAAAAGGCGUUGAGUUGAAGGACGCUCCUCAGACGACAUCGACGUCGUCGGUCGAUUCGACUGUUCAGAAACCGGCCGUGGAUAGCACAACACUGCCCGGUAGUAAUCAUACGCAGGUCACUGUAGGAAACGGCAAUGCAACGCUGAGCAGUAAGGUCAACUCGACUGCUUCGAUUAAAAGUGCUGCGAAUGUUACGACUUUGGAUGUGAUUUCUCCGGCAAAGCCUACUAAGGCAAAUGUUACGAUAUCGAGUACGACGACAUUGGCUACUCCGAUGAGUGUCAAUGUAACUUCAACGACCCAGAAGGCAACUGUACCAUCAACGACUUCGACGACGACUACUACAUCCACAACAACAACAACAACGACAUCUACUACCACAACAAAACCUCCAAAAAAGAAGCCACCAAUUACCUACUCGGUGGACGAUGAGCCUCGAUUGAUUCAAGCGGCCAAACCGGGUUAUAAUUCUCCCGUAGCUUCUUCAAGCCAACCGGUGAGUGAUGCCAGUGGUCGGUUGCACGUUGAAGAACCCCUCGCUGAACUGUCCAAAGAGUACAUCCCGCCGGCGCUAAUGGGACCACCCCGAGGCCACCGGGAAUACGUCAUCCCGGUGGUGACGCUUAUAUUCGCGAUACCCCUGCUAAUGGGACUGUUCCUGCUGUCCUACCGGAGGGCCAAAGAAUUCUGGCUGACGCGGCACUACCGUCGGAUGGACUUCCUGGUCGAUGGAAUGUACAACUACUGAUCGACGACCCCCCAGAUCAAUGCGAUGAUUUAUUAGAUAGCAGAAAUAUCCCUCCCCCAAAAGAAUCCUUAAAAAUGGUAAACCAAGUGACGAAUCUUGAAAAUAGUUCCCAGAGAAUUUCUCCCAAGUUAGGCCAAACAGAUUAUAAUAACCCACAGUAUCGUAUAGGAAAAUACGUCGUUAAAAUUUAGUAAACGUAGACCACACGCAGCUCCGCUUUAAAUUUGAUACGGUAAUCGACAAUAAUUUUUUAACGGUUUUUAUUGAUUCAACGGCUUUGUAAAUACUUACGUUUACAAUUUGUAAUCCACAAUCGAAUAAAAACUGAAUCAAAACUAGAAUUCAAAUAAUGAGAUCGCAAAGGAAUGUUUAAUUUUUGUUUAAAUUCGAACAUUUUUUUAAAUUUGUAUGAAACUAUUAACACUCGAAACACCCAAAAAUAUUUUUAAAGAAAUCUAAAGAGGUGUAGAAUGAAAAUAUCCUUAAUCACUUUGAACGUUUGUAAAAACCCAAACUAUCUAAAUUUAAUAUCGAUAGAUCAUGUACGGUAGAAAAAUAAAAAUCAUAAUAGUGCCUUUUCCAAAACACUUUUUUUUAAAUGAACCUUGAUUUUUAAAAAUCAUCCAAGCAACCCCCGAGCUCAUCAAAGUAGUAACUUUUUCGUCGAUAAACUCUGAAGCGUAGAGUCCAACCUCAGUAGGCGUUGUAGAAAUGAUUUUAGGCUUUCAAUUUUACACGGAGACACAUUUUUCGAGCGCUCAAUUCAACACGCUUCCAUUAGUUGGAACGAGUGAAAUAGUCCGAUGGGCAGAUAGAUUUGAUUAGUUGGAAACGGAAAAUUAAGAGAAUAAUAAGAACAAAAUUUGUAUAGGAAAAUCGAAAAAAAAGUUUUAAAAAAGUGUAUAGCGAGAUCUUGAAAUGAACAUAAAAUGUGAACCUGUUAUUUGAUUUUUUACGAUUUUUGAUUCAAUAAAAUUCGAAAUUUA
Uranotaenia lowii is the source of this 2351-nucleotide messenger RNA. RefSeq lists its product as uncharacterized. The record is from RefSeq and is a predicted model, not a curated record. NCBI's taxonomy places the organism in Eukaryota, Metazoa, Arthropoda, Insecta, Diptera, Culicidae. Bases 388 to 1365 code for a protein of 325 amino acids. The transcript has 3 exons.